AUGUAUUUGGCUUUAUAUGGAUUUAAUAAUAAGUCAAAUAAAAAAUGCGAGAGAAGCGAGGUGGGUUUUAAUAUUGCAAUACUUUCUAGUAAAGAAUAUCAUGAAAAAAGUACAAGGUACCAAACAAAUUUGAUUGUCCAAAGAUAAAUCUUAAAUUUAUAUCCUGAAAACCUGAUCUUCUGUAACUUUAUAGCUGGUAUAGGUGGUGAUAGGUGUUAUGAUUAGAUGCCAAAUGAUAAAUUGGAACCAGUAAUUACCAAAGCAUUAAAAGAAUAUAAUGAUAACUUCGCAGAUAUGGGAUUAGUGUUAUUUGAAGAUGCUCUUAAACAUGUAUGCAGAAUCACUAGAAUAGUGUUACCUCCAGGAGGACAUCCAUUAUUAAUAGGAUAAAGAAGUAGUGGAAAAUAAUCAUUAACUAAAUUGGCUGUUUUCAUUAUGACAUACACACUCUUCAUGAUUUCUAUCUCAAGCUAUUAUGGUAUGAAUGAUUUAAGAAAUGAUUUGCGAUUACUUUACUAGAAAUCAGGUGUCAAAGGUGAACCUAUUAUGUUCUUAUUUAAUGAAGUUCAAAUUACAAAUGAGAGAUUAACCUACAUCACUGAUUUGCUAACUUCAGGAGAAGUGGCCGAACUCUACAAUUCAGAUGAAAAGGAAGAUUUAAUUAAUCAAAUCAGACCUAAAGUAAAGGCUGAUGGUAGAUCAGAUACGAGAGAUUCAUGUUGGGGAUGGCUUAUUGAUAGAGUAAGAUAGAAUUUACAUAUGACUUUGUGUUUCUCGCCUGUAGGUGAAUCUCUCCGUAAAAGAGCUAGUCAAUUCUCUGCACUUAUCAACUCUACUGUUAUUGAUUGGUUUCAUCCAUGA
Paramecium tetraurelia is the source of this 861-nucleotide messenger RNA. RefSeq lists its product as uncharacterized. The transcript has a single exon. Gene Ontology annotation, biological process: microtubule-based movement. The record is from RefSeq and is a predicted model, not a curated record. Gene Ontology annotation, cellular component: dynein complex. Gene Ontology annotation, molecular function: minus-end-directed microtubule motor activity; dynein light intermediate chain binding; dynein intermediate chain binding. Lineage: Eukaryota; Ciliophora; Oligohymenophorea; Peniculida; Parameciidae.